Messenger RNA from Bombina bombina (fire-bellied toad), 3587 nucleotides. RefSeq names its product transmembrane channel-like protein 2-A. Gene Ontology annotation, biological process: detection of mechanical stimulus involved in sensory perception of sound; vestibular reflex. Gene Ontology annotation, molecular function: mechanosensitive monoatomic ion channel activity. Gene Ontology annotation, cellular component: plasma membrane. NCBI's taxonomy places the organism in Eukaryota, Metazoa, Chordata, Amphibia, Anura, Bombinatoridae. The record is from RefSeq and is a predicted model, not a curated record. Bases 1 to 2715 code for a protein of 904 amino acids. The transcript has 19 exons.
AUGUCCUUUUUUUCUUCCUACAGUGAUUCAGAAAAAGAGUAUUUUGCAAAAAGACGUCAGAUACGCUACUCAAAGAAAACAUUUGUCAAUCAACAAGAUAGUGAAAGUGAUGAUGAUGAGGAGGAGGAGGAGGAGGAGGAAGAAAUUGUCCCCCCAAGAAGAAAAAGACUUCCCCGUAAAAAAUCUAAAAGAUCUGUGGAAUCCGAGAAUUUUACUGAGUCUGAAUCUGAGUCUCAGGUGGAGCAACCAAAUAAAAAUAAAAAUAAAACUCAAGUUGGUAAGAUAAAAUCUAAUAGCAAAGAAAUCCAAAACAGUGAAACAAACAAUGAAAGGAAGAAUGGAAAUGACAAAAAUGGCAAAAAUAAUAUUGGCCACAAGAAGAAAAGAAAAGAUAGCAGCUCUUCUUCAUCAUCAUCAUCAUCUUCAUCAAGUUCAGAUGAAAGUCUUUCAGAGGGGGAGAGAGCAAGAAUAAUGGAACAAGUAGAAGAAAAGAAAAAACUCAUUUCUACUAUUAGAAACAAACCAUGGAGAAUGAAGAAGAAACUCCAUCUUAUCAACGAAGCACAAGAUUUUGUUGAAAAAUAUGAAGGGGCGCUGGGAAGAGGAAAAGGCAGAAAACUAUAUGCUUAUAAAGUAAUGAUGGCCAAGAAAUGGAUGAAAUUCAAAAGAGAUUUCGAAAAUUUUAAAACUGCAUGUGUUCCAUGGGAAAUGAAGAUAAAGGAAAUUGAAAGUCACUUUGGAUCAUCUGUUGCAUCAUAUUUUAUAUUUCUUAGGUGGCUCUACGGAGUAAAUUUAGUGCUUCUCAGCUUGGUGUGUGGACUCAUUAUCAUUCCAGAGCUCUUAAUGGGACUUCCAUAUGGAAGCAUGCCGAGAAAAACAGUACCAAGAGGUGAACAGGACACUCAAAUGGACUAUGGCGUGCUCAGUGAGUUUGGGGGAGUUUUAAAGUACUCACCUCUUUUUUAUGGCUACUAUAAUAACCAAAGGACAAUUGGCCCUCUGCAAUAUAGACUUCCACUAGCAUACUUUCUGGUUGGCUUUGGUGUUUUUGGAUACAGUAUAAUAGUUGUAAUAAGAACUAUGGCAAGAAAUGCAAAUGAAACAACUGCAGGUGGAGAUGAUGAAGUGUUUAUAUUCAGCUGGAAAAUGUUUACAAGUUGGGAUUAUCUUAUUGGAAACCCUGAAACAGCAGACAACAAGUUUGCAUCUAUAACAACUAGCUUUAAGGAAUCGAUUGUGGAUGAACAGGAAAAUACAAAAGAAGAAAAUAUUCAUCUAAGGCGAUUUCUUAUAGUCUUAGCAAAUGUUAUGAUUACCAUUUGUCUUGGAGGAAGUGGAUAUUUGAUUUAUUUUGUUGUAAAACGCUCACAGGAAUUCAAGAAAUUGGAUAAAUUAAGCUGGUAUCAAAGCAAUGAGGUAGAGAUUGUAAUGUCUUUGCUAUCAAUGUUUUGCCCUCCGUUGUUUGAAACAAUUGCUGCUAUGGAAAAUUUUCACCCUAGACUAGCAUUAAAAUGGCAGCUUGGGCGGAUAUUUGCCCUCUUUCUUGGAAAUCUAUACACCUUCUUGCUGGCUUUAAUAGAUGAUGUAAAUGGAAAGUUGGCUGAAGAAGAGACUGUACAAAACAAUACAAAAUGGAUCCUAUUCAACUACUAUAAUUUGUCUUCAGUUAAUGGUAGUACUCCACCACCUAUGAGUCCAGCUGAUGUCCCCAGAGGCCCAUGUUGGGAAACAACUGUAGGCAUUGAAUUUGUAAAGCUGACAGUAUCAGAUAUACAAGUGACUUACAUAACUAUACUUGUGGGAGAUUUUGGUCGUGCAGUGAUCGUCAGAUUUCUGAACUACUGUUGGUGCUGGGAUUUAGAAUCUGGCUUUCCAUCAUAUGCCGAAUUUGACAUUAGUGGAAAUGUACUUGGUCUCAUUUUCAAUCAAGGCAUGAUCUGGAUGGGAUCCUUUUAUGCUCCUGGCUUGAUUGGUGUGAAUGUAUUCCGUCUUCUGACAUCAAUGUAUUUACAGUGCUGGGCAGUAAUGAGCAGCAAUGUCCCACAGGAACGUGUUUUUAAGGCAUCAAAAUCAAAUAAUUUUUACAUGGCACUUUUAUUACUUGUUUUAUUCAUGAGUGUGCUUCCUGUUGUAUACACCAUAAUGUCUCUUCCCCCUUCCUUUGACUGUGGGCCUUUCAGUGGAAAAAUUAGAAUGUAUGAGAUUAUCCAAGAGACUAUUCAGAAAGAUUUGCCACCAUUUAUUAGCAAAGUGUUUGGUUACGCAUCAAACCCUGGACUGAUUAUAGGAGCUGUACUUCUUAUGGUUUUGGCUAUAUAUUACCUUAAUGCAACAUCAAAAGCUUAUAAGAAUGCAAACAUGGAUCUUAAAAAGAAAAUGCAGCGGCAAAGACAGGAUGAAAAGAACAAACGAAACAACACGGACACAACUGAUGAAACAAUGAAAGAUUUGGAAGAACUUCUUCCUCCUAGUGCGAGAUAUGGGAUGAAACGUGAGACUGAAGAGCCAGAAAAAACAGAAAAUCAAGCUCUAUCAAAGAAAAGCAAAAAUAUUACAUCAGACAAACAAACUCUACCUGCAUCAGCUGCACCUCGUUUGCUUAUAACAAAACCACUUGUUAAAAUAAACCAAUCUAUCUCAUCUGCCUAUCAAAGAACGAAUCCAGUGAUCCAACAACCAGGAAGAGGGAGAGGAGAAUACCGCCGCCGCUCAUAAAAUUUUGUUAAAAUUUAACAAACUUUGUUAGAUACUCUAUUAAAAGACACAAUCACAGAGGGAAAAUAAGUGUAGCUUUCAUGCGUGUAUUAGUGUAGAUUUACACAAAAUCUGACUUAUCAGUAUGGGGAAUGAUAGAGAUAGUAACAUAUGUUAUAUUAUGCUACUCUCAAGCACUAACAUAAUUAUAUGCUCCUAUUGAUGAAUACUAAUAGCUUUAUGUUUUAUGUAUAUAGAAAAAAACAUGUAUUUCUUUCUUACUCUCAUAAAACCAAAUCAGUAUUGGUAAUAUCAGUAAAAACCUCUCAGGAGUCUUAAAAUACACUGCUCCGCUCUGUACUUUAGUCACUUUAAUUGUUUACCUUUCUAAAAUAGUUUUAGCAAGACGUCUGCUCCAACAGAGAAUUAAGAAAAAACAUUUUACACUUUCAGUAAAACAAUCUCACUGCUGCAAAGACCCAACCUCCAACUGAUCUUUGCAUGGUUAUUUCAACCUAUGACCUUGUAAGUUUUCUGGCCAUACUUGGAAGAGUUAUGCUGCUUGCAAACUUUCAAAUGGGACCGUGUACCAGUUACCAUCACCUAUACAGAGUGAUUCUGCAGAAGCAGUCAGAAUAGUCAGGAAGUUUUAUAAGUUUACUGAUCAUCUUUAAAAUGUUAUCUGUCUAUUGUAACCCGUGCUUAAAGGCUCAUGAAACCCACAUUUUUCUUUCAUAAUUUAGAAAGAGAAUGUAAUUUUAAACAUCUUUCUAAUUUACUUAUAUUAUCUAAUUUGUUUAUUCUCUUGAUAUUGUUUGCUGAAAAGCAUAUCUAGAUAUGCUCAGUAGCUGCGGAUUGGUUGCUGCACAUAGAAGCCUGGUGUGAUUGGCUCA